GUGAUGAGACCAAAUUCAUGAUUGCUUCAGCCUACAAACCACUUAGGCAAACAGCGCGACAUGUCUUGCAUGCCUACCUUUCUAAGCAUGACCACUGCUGCUUCUUUUCAAGCUGGUCUCAUACAAGAAUGUAGUCAUCAAUACCGGUCGUGAGAUUUUUGCAACGCUGGUAAGAUUUAAACCUGCAAUUUCCCAGUUAUGGAAUUGUUCUGUGUUCGUUCCAAACCUCGCUACUUUCGAGGGUGCCAAAGCAGGAAAGAAGACCGCAAGGGUGAGAAGAAAUCAUCCAUCAUUUACGUUGAAGCUCGACUGAGAGCUGCGAUAAGGAAUCCGACAGAGACACGUCACAACCUCACUGUGAUGGUUCACCCAAAUGUCAGCACAGAGUCCUUGGCAUCCAGCCAGGAGCAACAUAGUCGCUAUAGCUCUUGUCGCUCACAUCUCCUCGGUCCACUAGUUCACAACUCGAGCUGCAACCAUGAUUCUGACUCCGAACGGGGUAGACCGGGAAGACCAGCGCACGACAACUCACCGCAGUUACCCCAGGUCAGCCAAGUCUACGUCCACCCAUAUUCCACUCAUCACUAUCGAUUCCCUGUGGUUGAUCACAGUACAACCUGCCACGGUCAUCGCUUAACUCCUUGUCCGGUCUACUACACGGCGCUCGUCCCCGAAGUUGCAGCCAUACAAGAUGUUGUAGCUGCGUUAGUCGACCAUCCGGGCCAAGUAGGUAUGGUUAGACUGCUGGGAACUGAUGAAUUAGUUCACCUCAGUACAUUUCACUGCAUCAGAAUUCUUCACGAGGUUUCAUUGCAGCUCGAGGUCUGGGAUAGUGUUGAUCUGGUGAAUAGGGUGUGAAGAAUAUUGAUUAGAGAAACGACAGCUGGGGGAGACGGGACAUCGUCACUUCAGGUGCCUACCAUUACAUUACGCCUGUUGCAGAUCCGAGUGAGACGAGGUGGCCGUUCACAUCGUUCAGCAUGUUGAACAAUAUUGGCAC
This is a messenger RNA of Xylaria bambusicola, 1000 nucleotides long. RefSeq lists its product as uncharacterized. The coding region runs from base 199 to 858 and encodes 219 amino acids. The record is from RefSeq and is a predicted model, not a curated record. NCBI's taxonomy places the organism in Eukaryota, Fungi, Ascomycota, Sordariomycetes, Xylariales, Xylariaceae. The transcript has a single exon.